GCCGUGCCGGAGGCUUGCGGAUCGUGGGCAGCGCCAUGGGCUCGGACAAGCGCGUGAGCAGGACGGAGCGCAGCGGCCGUUACGGCUCCAUCGUGGAGAGGGAGGAUCGCGACGAGCGGGAGUCGCGAAGCCGCCGCAGGGACGACUACAAGCGGUCCAGCGAGGAGCGCCGCGGGGACCGCUACGACGACUAUCGCGACUACGACAGCCGAGACUACGACAGCCGAGACUACGACAGCCGCGAUAGCCGAGACUGCCGCGACUACGACAGCCGCGACUACGACAGCCGCGAUAGCCGGGACUGCAGAGAUUACGAUAGUCGCGACGGCCGCGACUGCAGGGACUACGACAGCCGCGACUGCCGAGACUACGACAGCCGGGACAGCCGCGAUUACGAUUGCCGGGACUACGACAGCCGGGAUUGCCGGGACUACGACAGCCGCGACAGCAGGGACUACGACAGCCGGGACUACGACAGAGACUACGACAGCCGCGACUACGACAGCCCCGAG
Messenger RNA from Meleagris gallopavo (turkey), 512 nucleotides. Lineage: Eukaryota; Metazoa; Chordata; Aves; Galliformes; Phasianidae. The record is from RefSeq and is a predicted model, not a curated record.